Colletotrichum spaethianum is the source of this 1395-nucleotide messenger RNA. RefSeq names its product bifunctional cytochrome P450/NADPH--P450 reductase. Gene Ontology annotation, molecular function: iron ion binding; monooxygenase activity; heme binding. The coding region runs from base 1 to 1395 and encodes 464 amino acids. The transcript has a single exon. Lineage: Eukaryota; Fungi; Ascomycota; Sordariomycetes; Glomerellales; Glomerellaceae. The record is from RefSeq and is a predicted model, not a curated record.
AUGCCGACUCCAAUCCCUCAGCCCCCUGGUGUGCCCUUAUUGGGCAACAUCUUCGAUGUGGACCCUAAGAACACCUGGUCAUCGUUGAAGAAGCUUUCUGAGAAAUACGGCGAGAUCUUUCAGAUCAAAGUCUUGGGACACACCAUUGUCUUUGUUGCUGGUGCCGCCCUAGCUGAAGAGCUUUGCGACGAGAAGCGAUUCCGCAAGUAUGUCGGUGGUCCGAUUGUCGAGAUCAGAUACGCCGUCCACGAUUCGCUCUUCACAGCCUACGACCAUGAGGAGAGCUGGGGUGUCGCCCACCGCAUCAUCGCGCCCAAGCUGACACCACAGUCCGUGGCAGACCGCUUCGACGAUAUGCUGAGCACAACCAACGAGCUACUUGAAAAGUGGAAGGGCCUCGGACCUAACGAAGAGGUGUCUGCCAUUGGCGAGCUGAACAGACUCAACCUAGAGGCGACCACUCUGGCGCUCUUUGGCAAGAAGCUCAACUGCCUGACCGGCCCUGAGCACCCGAUGCUCAAGGGCAUGGAGGACUCGACAUCCGAGGCUAUGCAGCGACCAAACAGACCUGGCUUUUUGAACUGGCUCGUAUAUGGAAGUAAGUUCAAGAAGGCAACAGAAAUGAUGAGGUCGUAUGCGUCAGACUUGGUGGAGCAUAGAAGAACCAACCCAUCAGACCGCAAGGAUCUUCUUGCCGCCCUUCUUAACGCCGAGGAUCCCGAGUCUGGUAAAUCUUUCACCAACUCGCAGGUCAUUGAUGAGAUUGUUACCAUGCCCAUUGGCAGCAGCACCGCUCCAGGCCUGGUCAGCGCCAUCAUCUAUCUUCUUCAGAAGAACUCGCAUGUCAUCACCACUGCGCGGGCGGAGCUUGACCGCGUCGUUGGUAGCGGCGAGCUGACAUAUGCCCAUUUGGCGCAGCUUAAGUACAUUGAGGGCAUCGUUCGGGAAGGUCUGAGACUGUCUUUCGCUGCGCCGGGUUUCAACAUCGAACCUAUCCCUAAGGAGGGUGACAAGAGCCCAGUGCUGCUUGCAGGAGGCCAAUAUGAGGUCGCGUAUAAUCAGCCCAUGAUCCUCGUUCUUGCCGGAGUGAACCGCGAUCCUUCGGUGUUCGAGGACCCCUUGGCAUUCAAGCCUGAGCGCAUGGUGGGCGAGAAGUAUGACCAGCUGCCGAUGGGUGUGAAGAGGUACUAUGGCAAUGGCAAGCGCGAAUGUAUCGGCAAGCACUACGCAUGGCUCUGGAACAUGGUUGUUGUGGCAAAGCUCAUUAAGGAGGUUGAUUUCACGAUGGCGGAUCCGUCGUAUGAGUUGAAGCAGGAUGGCUGGUUCAACCUGAGGCCGGUCGAUUUCUAUGUGAAGAUUAAGCCGAGAACAAGCAGCAAGGCCCCGGAACUGUGA